UGAUUUGUCUUUAGUGGUCGGGUGGCCGUAUUUAAGGGAUGGUUAUAAGAUGGAAAUAACCCACCCUGGUCUUUGUUAGGCUUUUAGGGGGAGAAAAUAUUUUUGCGGACAUUUUAUAAUAACUGUAUACGCUGCUAAGUACUAUUUUUACUAAUAUUAUCAAAUAAAUUUAAAUACACUUCACUUAAGACAAAAUGUAUGCGACAUUUCGGGAAAAUAAAUACAAUCUCCCGACUCUACCUAGGAGGGAACCCGCCUAACCAUCAGUACGAUAGGCGUCGACAGCGCUCCCAGUGUUAAUUUAUUUUUUCAAUUCACCUUGAGUGUUACCAAAUGUAACUUGGUGUUACGUACCCCAGUCAGGUUAGGUUAAAAUAUAUUAUAUAUUAUACGUCUAUGACCCCAGUUAAGGCGUCAUUUUUUAAUAAGAGGUUGGUACGUCUGACAGCUAUCAGGAGUCAGGACGCUUGCUAAUUUUCUGAAACGCAUGUCCCAUGCAAUAUAUUAUACUAGUCGUCCUCGUGACAAAAUAAAUAUUCUGUCUGGUCUAUUUUGUCAUAGUCGUCUUAUUCAGACAUUAAGAACUCGCCAGUCGCCGUUAUUUCUUAUUUAUUAAUGCUUAAAAGUAAGAAGGACGUUAUUUAAAAUCACUGUUGCUGGUACAAAUGUCAGAAUAUUUUUAUAAAUUAAUGAAUAAAGUUAUUGAAACUUAAAUUAUUAGCGAAUCGUUUAUGUACCUGAACGUCCUGCAAUAAAAUGAGUUUCUUCCGUAAGUUUUUUGGAGGCAAGAAAAAAGAAACAAAGGAACCAGAUCAGAAACCAUCGACCAGAUCAUUGACUGAAGUUGAUGCAUUGGUAAAAUUACGAUCCGUUGAAAAAUUGUUGAUGGCGAGACGUGAAAUAUUGGAUAUUAAUAUAAAAAAGGAGUUGGCUACAAUAAAACAAAAUGUUAUCAGUAAUAAACGAGUCGCGCUGAGUGCUUUAAAAAGAAAGAACUGUUACGAGAAACAUUCAUCCCAGAUCGAAGGUAUUUUAUUGACAGUCAUAAAACAACGUUUGGCCUUAGAAAGUGCUAACACAAACACAAUUUUGGUUAAUGUAAUGAAAUCGACUUUAAGCACCGUUAAAACGGCCAGUGAAAAUAUCAAUAUAGAUGAUAUUCAUAAUAUGAUUGAUGAUAUUACAAAGUCACAUGGUUUAACUCAGGAAGUAUCAGCAGCUUUUUGUAAUUCAACCAGUUCGGAAACAGAUGAAGAUGAUGAAGAAUUACAAAAGGAAUUAGAAAAUCUUGAACUAGAAGAAUUGGACCAACAAAAGGAAUCAUUAAAAAAAUUCGAAAAUCUUGGACUAGAAGAAUUGGAUGAACAAGUAAUGAACAUGGAUCGGAUUUUAGCUGUAAAUUAUCCAUUGCCAACAUUUGAACCUCUUGCACAAAUGAAAAAAACAUCUGGACGGAGAAAUUCCAUGAGGACAUGAAAACAUGAAAUUAUCUUAAAUGACAAUAGUGGUUGGUUGAACAUUGUGGAUAAUUAUUUAUAAUAAACUUAAACUACUUCUGUGUGAGUAACUCAAGCGCUUCUCAAAAUCUAUUAAGAAUUCAAUAAUUUAAAACUGCUAUAAAAUAUAAAUGUACCUUUCAUCUAGCUAACCUUCAGCUACCUGUAUAAAAUUUUGAUUUUUUUUCACUUGUUGGGAUUGUUCUUAAAACAGUCAUCAAUAAAAUAUUAU
Messenger RNA from Acyrthosiphon pisum (pea aphid), 1728 nucleotides. Its product is annotated as charged multivesicular body protein 4c-like. The transcript has 7 exons. Bases 757 to 1476 code for a protein of 239 amino acids. The record is from RefSeq and is a predicted model, not a curated record. Lineage: Eukaryota; Metazoa; Arthropoda; Insecta; Hemiptera; Aphididae. Gene Ontology annotation, biological process: late endosome to vacuole transport via multivesicular body sorting pathway; vesicle budding from membrane. Gene Ontology annotation, cellular component: multivesicular body; cytoplasmic side of plasma membrane; ESCRT III complex.